UGUGUGCGUGUGUGUGUGUGUGUGUGUGCGCGUGUCGCAGAGCUGAUUAACCUGCAGCAGCAGCAGCAGCAACAAAAGAGCCAUCAGACAGAAGAGCAGAAAAACCACUGAAAGCUGUUUUUACCCACCGAGAACAACAAGGUAAACAACAACAAGACCGACACCAUGCAGAAGUCUAAGAGCGAGUACGAGUCCUUCGUCUUCUGGAGGGCGCUGCUGCCAGAGAUCGACCUAUCAGAGCUCUCGGAUCUGAGCGGGGGGGCGGAGCCAGCCGGGAGCGUCGCCGGGAGCGUCGCCGGGAGCGUCGCCGGGAAGGAGAGGAAACAGGAAGUGAGGAAACGGGAAGAGGGAGUGAGGAAACAGGAAGAGGGCGAGAUGAAGGAGUUUUCCUCCUUUACUUACUGGAGAGCUCCGAUCGGAGACGUGGACUCGCUGCUGGCCGACCUGCUGCUCUGAGACAGGAAGUCACCACAAUAAGAGCCUGCUCUCUGAAACAGGAAGUCACCACAAUAAGAGCGUGGAGAAACCAGAGCCUGCUCCCUGAUCCCAAAUCAUCAGAUCUUAUAUUCCAGAUUAUCCGUCUCUCUUUGGGCUUCACUCACGAUGAUUAUCCACCGCCUCACAACAAACUGAAGUCCUUUUCAUAAAACCAGGCUCAACCAAUCAGAACACUCGAUUCAAACAUGUGACAAUAUUACCAACAGUACAGUGUUUAUUUAGUUAGUUAAAGAUGUCUAAAAUCCGACUGUACUGACCCUCAACAUAUCAGAAACACUGAUUCACGUUUAGACUAAAUCAGUGAGGAGAGAGCGACUGCGUUCACACACGUGUUUAGCAUCCUGCUUCUGAUCUGGAUCUAUAGUCACAUCGCUCCUGACCACCUGUGAACGUGGAGUCUCUCGGUUGUUAAAAUGAUGUAGGCCUACUGCAGUAAAGGUAUAUUUAAUCUGCGGUCUAAGGAGAGGCAUGUAUUCUGAAUGUAAACAUGAUAAUACUUCCUUUAAGUUCUUGCAUUAUUCCCCUGAUAUCUACAGAGCCAGAAUACAUCCCAUCACCUGAUCAAUACAUCCCAUCAUCUGAUCAAUACAUCAUCACCUGAUCAAUACAUCCCAUCACCUGAUCAAUACAUCCCAUCACCUGAUCAAUACAUCAUCACCUGAUCAACACAUCCCAUCACCUGAUCAAUACAUCCCAUCACCUAAUCAAUACAUCCCAUCACCUGAUCAAUACUGAUUAUAGCGUGCACGUAGAGGCAGUGCGGGACGAGGACAUGUUAUUCGGAGGUGAUGCGUUCAAAGCCCCUGAGAUUUAACAGUUUCUUUCUGUUUCCAUUUGUGCCUUGUUUAUUGAUUUAACCCCGAGCUGCUUUGCUGUCACUGAUCGGCUGAUUAUUAUUAUUUAUUAUUUAUUGAUGUAUUUAUUGAUGUUUCUGAGCGGGCCUCACUUCUGGUCAGAAUGUAAAACCCUGCCACCAAUAAAGAAAAUAAAAUCUCCAUUUUUCAAUCAGAA
Trematomus bernacchii (emerald rockcod) is the source of this 1509-nucleotide messenger RNA. RefSeq names its product MLLT11 transcription factor 7 cofactor (gene mllt11). Gene Ontology annotation, biological process: positive regulation of release of cytochrome c from mitochondria; positive regulation of mitochondrial depolarization; positive regulation of DNA-templated transcription. NCBI's taxonomy places the organism in Eukaryota, Metazoa, Chordata, Actinopteri, Perciformes, Nototheniidae. Bases 166 to 456 code for a protein of 96 amino acids. The record is from RefSeq and is a predicted model, not a curated record. The transcript has 3 exons. Gene Ontology annotation, cellular component: cytosol; nucleoplasm.